GUUGGAUCUUCAGUCGACGUCAAUUGAGACGCCAUGAGUUGACAUGAGACUUUUCUCUUAUAAGAAGGGCAGACUUUCACUACUCGUUUUCGUUAUCUGCAAUGUUUUUGGUAGUACAAGCACUUAAUUAGUGGUGAUAGGAGUAGUUCUCCGAUGACUCUAAACACCUUGCUACAUACGGCAACGAAACUACCUGUAUCCUCUGUCGAUAUUACCAGCGAUCUUACAGCCUUGGGAGUAUUGCAGUAUUACACAAGCAAAGCCAAACCUUAGUAGUUCUCCCAGAACACUCCAGCCGCCCAUCAUGUCAGCCUCAGCCUCGGCCUCAUCCCUCCCAUCCUCUUCCUCCCCCACCAUCAUCCUCACCAAUCCCACCCCUCAAGAACGCACCCGAACCUGGCUCUACAACCAGACCGAAUGGGGCAACAGCCUCACCGUCCCAGACUAUCUCGAGCGCGAGGAAUACCUCCUCUCCAUCCCACUCGCCCGCAACGGCGGCAUCACCAACUGGAUCCUCACAGACUCCGCCGCCGCUCCCGUAAACGGCGAGCGCCCCGUCCUGGCCGCCUGCGAAACCCUGCGCAAGCGAGCCCUCGUGAGAAACCGCGAUGACGGCAGCGUCCACGACGUGUGGGCGUAUGGCAUCGCCAGCGUCUUCACUCACAAGGAGUUCCGUGGCCGGGGGUAUGCCGGCAAGAUGAUUGAGCUGCUGCGCGGGUACAUGGCGGCUCAGCAGCGGGAGAUUGGCGAGCCGGCGUUUUCAGUCCUGUUUUCUGACAUUGGGAGAGUAUUCUAUGCCAAGCACGGAUGGCUGCCCCUGGAAAACACUCAGAUUGAGUUUCGCGUCAGACAAACUGCCGCAGAGCUCGAUACGUCGUCUGUUACGCUUAUUCACGAGGAGCAUCUGACCGAACUGGCUGAGCGAGACGAGAUUCUCAUCCGCAAGGAAAUAGCCAAGCCUAACGCUACUGAUGCCUCCAAGUUCCGCGUUGCCGUCAUCCCUGACAUCGAUGCUCUUCAAUGGCAUUUUUACCGCGAGGCAUUCAUCUGCAACGCCGCGUUUGGCCGCAAACCCACCGUUCACGGCGCCCUCUACACCUCUCCCUCAACCGGCUCCCGAGUAUGGGGUCUGUUCGAGCGGAAUCACUACGGCGGCCCAGAUCACCCGGAGAAGAAUCUCUUGAGCUUCCUGAGAUUCGUCAUUGAGGACGAGAGCAUCUCCGACGAAGAGUUAUCCACAGCUGUUGUGGGGAUCUUCCGCGCUGCUGAAAAGGAAGCCAAGGAUUGGGCCUGCUCAAAGGUCGAGAUUUGGAACCCCCUCAACAGAGUAAGGAAGGCUGCUGAGGCUGCCACCGAAUUCCAGACUACGUUUGUCGUUAGAGAAGACAAGAACCUGGCCAGUUUGAACUGGUUCGGCGAGGGCGCUACCGAAGACAUAGACUGGGUUGUCAAUGAGAGAUUCGAGUGGUGUUAGCUUGAUAAAAUUGAACAUAGACGUAAAAGAUACAUAGGGUCACAGAAAAAAGAACAAGCGAACAAGAAAUCAAGAUCAUUAACGUCAUUUAAUAAAUUUAUCCCUCU
This is a messenger RNA of Trichoderma harzianum CBS 226.95, 1581 nucleotides long. RefSeq lists its product as hypothetical. Bases 305 to 1474 code for a protein of 389 amino acids. Lineage: Eukaryota; Fungi; Ascomycota; Sordariomycetes; Hypocreales; Hypocreaceae. The transcript has 2 exons. The record is from RefSeq and is a predicted model, not a curated record.